UACCAUGGCGGCUCAGGAGGAAGAGACGUUCCAUAUACGCUCGCUUUUGGAUGCUGCUAAUAACUUAAAUAGCAUAUUACUAAAGAGUCCAACACCUCAGUCGGCUGAGGGGAAGGGAAGUCUAGACACAUGUCGUCACCGGUGUGAUGUUCUGCUGACGAAGUGUACAGAGACAACAGCCAUUACUGCCGAUACUGCAAAAGACUGCCUCCAGGAGUAUGCACAGAUUCUGCUCGACUUCACCUUCAUCCAUGAGAAUGAGCUGGUGGACGAGAACUUCCCAGAGACAACCACCAGCUCCAGGAUAGCCAAGAUCCUGGGAUACUUCGACAGUUUGCUGGAUCUGGCCAAGGAGGUGUUUCCUGAUAUCCAGCCAAUGGAGAGCCUGGGUGUUGAGUUGAUGGAGUGUGUUCUGUGGCGGAAGGGGGCGCUGUUCUACAUGUACUGUCACCAGACGUGGCCGGACACAGACAGACUCUCUCGCAACAAGACCAACUUUCAGCAGAAUCUACGUGAUGGUGUGACGUACCUGCAGGAAAUGCUAGCGGUCAGACGACCACUCACAGCUGACCAAUGUUCAGGAAGAGAUGAUGAUGACUCAUUCACUCUCAUGAAGUCUGGUAUCUUCUCCGACACCCAUCUUCUAGCACUGAUGUAUGCAGGGGAGAUGUGUUACUGGUUUGUCAAAGGACAGAAGGAAGAGGAUUUUGAGAGCAUGGCUGACUUCAAGGCCAAGGACACGGGGACCCAGCUGCUCAAGUCCUACAUCGAGGCGAUAAAGGGGCCUCUACAGGGCUCAGGGUGGAACACAGACAGAGCACAACAGAUUCUACGAUACUUUGACGACUGAUAGUUGCUUGUCCUCCAGAGAGACAAAGACUGAAAAAUGAACAGUGACGUUGACAGUUGUGAAUGAUCCUAGAGACUCUGCUUUACAUGUUUAUUUAUGACUACAAAGAACUAUGUUGUGAUCAAGGGCAUGUAAUUUCUAACUCUGUCCUUGAUACAAUUCAGGUGGCAGUACAUCACAGUAGCGUACUACACAACUGGAAGUACAUAGCUAUGUAACAGUAAUGAAAGUUGACCCUGUAGUGCUGUGGCACUAUUGUCCUUGUACCUUGCAUAGGAGGAGGAUGGCCAAUAUGGCUGAAGACUUUGGAUAAUUACUUUGAGUUCUUGAAGACAAUUCACUGACACGUGACAUCAGUCCAUUGAGUACAAUGGGUGAAGCCCUUUGGUUGUCACCUGGAAUUUUGCUGAAUGAAAUGUCGAACCCAUCUCGCCAACUCUUCCCGACUCCAUAGUGAUGCUCACAUUAUUAACCACUGGUUUUCUCUUCACAGCUCAGGGCUUGUUUAACAAUCUAGCACUAGAUUAGACUCAAAUAGAUGAAACACAGAUUAUGUAAAUAUGAACAUGAUAAAUUUAUAGUGGUAAAA
Molecule: messenger RNA, 1439 nt
Organism: Haliotis rubra (blacklip abalone)
Lineage: Eukaryota; Metazoa; Mollusca; Gastropoda; Lepetellida; Haliotidae
Product: UPF0600 protein C5orf51 homolog
Exons: 7
Coding region: 5-850 (281 amino acids)
Biological process (GO): mitophagy
Source: RefSeq, a predicted model, not a curated record